Molecule: messenger RNA, 168 nt
Organism: Letharia columbiana
Lineage: Eukaryota; Fungi; Ascomycota; Lecanoromycetes; Lecanorales; Parmeliaceae
Exons: 1
Coding region: 1-168 (55 amino acids)
Source: RefSeq, a predicted model, not a curated record
AUGCCGACGGACGAUUUAGAGAUAGAAUCGCUUGAUGAGAAUGUCCUGGCGGAGCACAAUGGCCAGCUUGGCCGUCUGACGGUCGUCGAAGGCGAAGGUGAAGGUUGGUUCAUCCUGGGGCGCACAUGUUCCGCGAUGGCUGCUGUAACAGCUGCACAGAAAUCCUAG